UUUUUAACCCAAUUCCUCUUCCCCCCUACCUAUACUCACCUUCACCGAGACAUCAAAAGCAGAGGUGAUCGUUCAGAGCACCGAAGAUCAUGGCAGCGGCAGCAUCAGCAUCAGCGAAACAAACCCUAGCUUCUCCUUUAUAACGUUCUUCUCUCUCUCUCUCUCUCCCUCUUCUCCAAAGAAUCAAAUUUCAGAAUUACACGAUUUGAUUUCAAUCAAAGUUAAAAACUCCAAUAACCCAGAACCAGAUUAUCCUCUCCCACCCAAAAAAGAUAAAAAAUGGACGGAAAUCAAGGGGCUGAGUCAACCUCCGGCGACCUGAAGAGCCCACUGCUACCAAUCCAAGAUCCCACAGAGAGUUCAUCGCCGGACAUCCAUUGGUCUCUGACAUCAAUUCUCACAACCAACAAUCUCUUCAUCCUCUUAGGACCUCUUUCCUGCGCAGCCAUUAAGCUCUUCGUGGAGCUUGAUGGGUCCAAACCCGGCACUAGCAGAGACAUGCUUGCCGUGCUUGCCUGGAUUUUCCUCUGGUGGGUCACCGAAGCAGUACCCAUACCAGUAACCUCUAUGUCUCCUCUGUUCCUCUUCCCACUCUUUGGAAUUGCUCCCGCCGAUGAUGUAGCACAGACUUACAUGGACGAUGUCAUCGCUCUCGUCCUCGGUAGCUUCAUUCUCGCUCUCGCCGUCGAACACUAUAACAUCCACCGAAGACUUGCCUUAAAUAUAACGUUGUUGUUCUGCGGAGAUCCAUUGAAGCCAAGGUUGUUGCUAAUCAGGAUUUCAAUACAAGAAACGAAGUGCGGAAGAAUCGAAAAAUAGAUGAUUUGGUCAAAGGCGACGAUGGUGGGAGCACUUGGAGGGUCACGGAGGUGGAGAGUGAGAUCUCCGGUGGGGGAGGAGGAGUGGUUCGGUGAGUUUGGGGAAAUUCAGAAAAAAGGCCAA
Molecule: messenger RNA, 942 nt
Organism: Macadamia integrifolia
Lineage: Eukaryota; Viridiplantae; Streptophyta; Magnoliopsida; Proteales; Proteaceae
Product: tonoplast dicarboxylate transporter-like
Exons: 2
Coding region: 280-819 (179 amino acids)
Biological process (GO): monoatomic anion transmembrane transport
Cellular component (GO): membrane
Molecular function (GO): transmembrane transporter activity
Source: RefSeq, a predicted model, not a curated record